This is a messenger RNA of Hydatigera taeniaeformis, 231 nucleotides long. NCBI's taxonomy places the organism in Eukaryota, Metazoa, Platyhelminthes, Cestoda, Cyclophyllidea, Taeniidae. The record is from the annotation of a GenBank genome assembly.
AUGGUGGAGGUGUUUCAGGGCGUAACUCGAGGCUGCAUUGUGUCCCCACGUGGCUGUGGAGGCUUCGGUUGGGAUUCGUGCUUCGCACCGAUAGAAGCAACAAAGGGACAAACCUACGCAGAGAUGUCGGCAGAUGAGAAGAACGCCAUCUCACAUCGCUCCAAGGCCGUGAAGAAAUUGCGUUCAUUGUUGGAUCGUCUCCGCUCUUCGUCCUCUACUUUUACUUCGUGA